Messenger RNA from Branchiostoma belcheri (Belcher's lancelet), 300 nucleotides. Its product is annotated as centromere protein X-like. Gene Ontology annotation, molecular function: protein heterodimerization activity. The record is from RefSeq and is a predicted model, not a curated record. Lineage: Eukaryota; Metazoa; Chordata; Leptocardii; Amphioxiformes; Branchiostomatidae. Gene Ontology annotation, cellular component: Fanconi anaemia nuclear complex; FANCM-MHF complex. Bases 22 to 264 code for a protein of 80 amino acids. The transcript has a single exon. Gene Ontology annotation, biological process: kinetochore assembly; DNA repair; replication fork processing.
UGUGGGUAACAAAAAUCCAAGAUGGCGGAAAAUGGCGCCAGUUUCAAGUUGUCGACUGUAGAAAAGAUCGUCAAGCAUCACUUUCAGGACAACGGCAAGACCAGAAUGAACACGGACUCCGUCAAGCUGACGACGGAGCUGCUGCGACUGUUUGUGCUGGAAAUGGCGGCCCGCUCUUGUGACCAGGCUCGGUCGGAGGGCGCGGAAACAGUGGAGGUCGAACACUUGGAGAAGAUCCUUCCGCAACUCUUGCUGGAUUUCUGAUGAAGCGACGUGAUAAUUUUGAUGUUUAUGGAACUC